AUGGCCGAGGACUCGGGGAAGUUGGAUGAAGAAGAGCGUGAUGUGUUGCUUUGCCAUUUCGGUGAUUGGGCGGAUAAUGUACGGCCAAACAAUAACAACAACCAAGAUGUUGUUCAAGAACUACAUGUUCAAGAACCUGCUGUAAUUGCUGCCGGAGCUGUAGUACAAGAUCUCCAUGCAAUUGAUCCUGCACUUCUUUUGGCGGGUGAUCAAGUUUAUGCCGCUUGUUCCAACUGUGUUCUUGCCAGGAAAGGUGAUACUUGUACCUCGGACAGUCCUGGUAUGCGAUGCAACAUGUAUGUGAUAGGCAAAGGAGGAUGCAACUUCAGGAGGCGGUUGUUAAGGCAAGGGAUGUGA
Molecule: messenger RNA, 357 nt
Organism: Tremella mesenterica DSM 1558
Lineage: Eukaryota; Fungi; Basidiomycota; Tremellomycetes; Tremellales; Tremellaceae
Exons: 5
Coding region: 1-357 (118 amino acids)
Source: RefSeq, a predicted model, not a curated record